Molecule: messenger RNA, 2127 nt
Organism: Acyrthosiphon pisum (pea aphid)
Lineage: Eukaryota; Metazoa; Arthropoda; Insecta; Hemiptera; Aphididae
Gene: rngo
Product: DNA damage inducible 1 homolog rngo
Exons: 7
Coding region: 140-1501 (453 amino acids)
Biological process (GO): proteolysis
Molecular function (GO): aspartic-type endopeptidase activity; protein binding
Source: RefSeq, a predicted model, not a curated record
ACUGGGUGGUUUUCUUUAUUUAAAUUAUUUUAAGUUAGAACUAAGUAAAUAUUAGAUAAUAGUAAACACUAAACACUAAACAAUUUUUAAUUAGAUAAUUUACGUGUUAGGAAAUAAUAAAUUCUAGAAAUUAAACACAAUGAAGAUUACUGUCACAACACACGACGACAACUUGAUUGUACUUGACGUAAGCGAAGAUUUAGAACUAAUCAAUUUCAAGGCACUAUGUGAAGUAGAAACUGGAAUUCCAUCACAGGAGACUGGACUAACACACAAUGGUCAGCUUUUGGUUGACGAUUUUAGUACAAUGAAAAACUUAGGUGUUCGUGAAGGAGAUGUUAUCAUAAUUCAAAGAGUUGCAAGUAGCGCUACUGCAAUGGAUCACUCAUUUAGCAGUCCAAGCAAUAAUAUGUUACCACAAUUUGACUUUAGCCGUAUUCAAGUGCCUGGUUCGUCUAAUAGCAAUAACCCAGGCACCAACAGACAACACCAAAUGCAGGAUGCAGAAUAUGUUAGGAACUUAUUUCUCUCCAGUCCAGAACAACUAGCUCUUCUUAAGCAAAAUAAUCCCAGACUUGCAGAUGCCUUGUCCUCAAAUAAAAUUGAAGAAUUUUCAAAAGUCAUGGCUGAGCAAAUGGAAGAACGAAAAAAGCGUGAAGACCAAAGAAUUAGAAUGAUGAAAGCUCAUCCGUUUGACUCUGAAGCACAAAAGUUAAUAGCAGAAGAAAUACGUCAAAAAAAUAUUGAAGCUAACAUGGAAGCCGCUAUGGAAUAUAAUCCAGAAAUGUUUGGAACAGUUGUCAUGCUUUAUAUCAAUUGUAAAGUGGAUGGAUAUCCUGUGAAAGCUUUCAUUGAUUCCGGAGCUCAAACUACUAUAAUGUCAUCUGCUUGUGCUGAACGAUGCAACAUCAUGCGUUUAGUUGAUAGUAGAUGGGCUGGGUUAGCUAAAGGUGUUGGUGUACAGAAAAUUAUUGGCAGGAUACAUAUGGUCCAAGUUGCAAUUGAAAAUGAUUUUUUAACAACCAGUUUUUCUGUUCUUGAAGAUCAGCCAAUGGACAUGCUUCUUGGAUUAGACAUGUUAAAAAGACAUCAAUGUUGCAUAGACCUAGAACAUAACGUCUUGAAGAUUGGAACAACAGGGACUGAAACUCCAUUUUUGCCUGAAAAUGAAUUGCCAGAUUGUGGCCGUUUAACUACAUCUAGUGAUCAUGAUGGAUCUAAAAAUGAAGAAAAAGAACUAAAAAAAGCUAUAGAUGAAAGUAAAAGAAUGAAUCAAAGUAGCGACAAGCGGAGAAGAGAUGCCUACUUUGUCCAAGUUACAAAUUUCCUAAUAUUUCCAGGUGGUAGCAGUAAUUCUAGUCAAUCAUUUAAAGAAACUGAUAUUACAGAACUGAUCAACUUAGGAUUUUCUAGAGAGCAGGUUAUUCAAGAAUUAAAAAGAUUCAAUGGAAAUAAAAAUGAAGCAAUGGCAUCCUUAUUUGCAAAAAUAUUAAAAUUUUGACAGUUGUCAGAAGUUUUUAACAAAAUUAAUAUAAAAUAUUCUUCCUCUUCGAGACUGUUUUUAUUUUUCAGUCAAUUUUAGUUUUAAUUUUUAAAACUUGUAUUUCAUUAUUUUUAUUAUUUUUUGGCUGAAUUUUGUAUCUAUUAAUAAAAAUAAUUUAACAUUACCUUUUUAAAUGAAACUUAUAAAUACCUUAAGAAAAAUGAUGAAACCAAGUUAUAAUAUUUUUGAUUACAUUUAGUGUCUGAUUGAUAUAAAGUUGAUGUUAACCAUUUAAAAUUCUAAUAAAAUCAUUUGAAUAAAAGGUGUUUAUGAGUUUCUAAUAAAAUCCCUCUAGUAUUUUUUCCCCUUGGUUAAAUGUUAACUUCUUUGUAUUUAGAGACUGUAUUUAAAAUAUAAAGACCUAUUGUCUAUUAUUUACACAAUUACAUAAGUGCAUUAAAGGUGUUAAGUUUUCGUUCGGUUUAUGUAGACUUAUAUUUAAAUUAAAUAAUAACAAAUAAAUAAGGUUUGGGAUUAUUAACCACAAUGCUAAAAUAUUGAAUGUAGUUUUUGCAUUAAGUACCUAAAAUAUUGUGUUCAAAAUAAAAUAUGCAUGUGUAUAAAAUAAAAAUAAUAAUUAAAAA